Molecule: messenger RNA, 423 nt
Organism: Symbiodinium natans
Lineage: Eukaryota; Dinophyceae; Suessiales; Symbiodiniaceae
Source: the annotation of a GenBank genome assembly
AUGUUGGUGUGUUGCUCUUCAGAGGCUCGGCCUGGUGGCUGGGGUUCAGCACUGCGCGAAUUACAUGUGCGCGCGAGGCUGAACGUGAGCCUCCGCGUCAAGGUGCUGUCAGGCUCCGAAGGGGAUGCCGUCAACAACCUGCUGAACCCCUUGGGGAGCGGCCUGUCUCAAGAAGAGCCUCCAGAGGAAGAGAACCCCAGCGAGGACGACGAGGGAUCCGGCGGCAGCGCUGCGCCUGAAGAGGAUGAGGACGGCAGCACAAAGCAGCUCCCUGGCCUUUCCAUCAGCUUCAUGCCCAAGGGCUCCUUGCUAGGUGGCAGCGCGAAGGAUGAGAAGAAGAGGAAGGACAAGGACAAGAAGGACAAGAAGGAAGAGAAGGAAAUCCGCACUCCGGCUGGCGCCCUGGAAGAACCUGCACACUGA